GAGUGUCAUUUUAGCAGCACUCCACUCUGCACGAGUGGCAUAUUCCUGUCUGGAUCGUACAGGAUUACCUAACUAACAGAGAGCACAUACUUAAAGGAUAUCCGUUUCUAAUGUGCAAUAUGACUUUUGAAGAACCGUGUGGAGACAACGCAACGGAAAGAAUGGACACGGUUGAAAAGGCACUGGAAGAGGUUCUGACUGCUGCAUUACCUCAGGGAUGCAUCACUGUGGGAGUUUAUGAGGCAGCGAAGUCACUUAAUGUGGACCCAGACAACGUGGUCUUAUGUCUGCUGGCCACAGAUGAGGAGGAUGUGAAAGAUGUCGCGCUCCAGAUUCACUUCACCUUGAUCCAAGCGUUCUGUUGCGAGAAUGACAUCAAUAUCUUGCGAGUGAACAACAUGAGACGUCUGGCAGAGAUCCUGGAGGGUGUGAAACCGGGAGGAGAGUCGAUGGACCUACACUGUGUGUUAGUCACCAAUCCGCAGUCAUCCACGUGGAAGGAUCCAGCCCUCAGCAAACUAAAUCGAUUCUGCAGAGACAGCCGGGGUUUGGACCAGUGGGUGCCGGUUAUCAAUCUCCCCGAACGAUGAACAGAAGUGGACAAACAAUGUCACCGCUUUUACGGGCUACUGCACUAGAUUCGUGCUCUGGAUGAAGCUUAAUGCCAGUGAGAAUGAGACAUGAGGGGGAUUAAUGAAAUUCAAUGGAUGAAAUGUAUUCCAGCAAACCCAAUGAUCAGAAGUGUGGAUUUUGUGUGUCAUGCUGGACGGUCGAUUCAUGGUUUCACCUCAGAGCAGGAAGAAUGACUCAGCACUAUGUUCGCAGUGCUGCCAGGGAAUGACAAGUCCCGCAGUUUGCCGGGAAACGAGACUGUACAGGAAACUGAAUCACACAUGCUGGAUUAGAGGACUAGGAGUGAGCUGAGAGACCGGAGUGAGUCCAACUGGAAUCUACUCAAUGAAAUGUGAUCGGACUGUCGCAGAUCAGAUGGACUGUUAAAUGUUGGGCAUGACCCUUUUGCAGACACGCUGCAAUUUAAAGAGAACUUAUGAUAUUAAUGCUGUCCUGUAUUAUAAUUAUUUAAAAGGGAAUAUACAACAUUCUUUAUUGAUUUAGAUAGAAAUGAGUUCCUUGUUUUCUUUUUAACUAUACUGGAAUAUGUUCUCUGUAUUUUAAACUGUUAAUUUAUUAAUUUUAUUUAUGUUGUUGCUUUCAUCCUCAGAUAUUGUUAAAAAUAAAAUGUCUGACCCAUG
Rhinichthys klamathensis goyatoka is the source of this 1253-nucleotide messenger RNA. RefSeq names its product growth arrest and DNA-damage-inducible, alpha, b (gene gadd45ab). Gene Ontology annotation, cellular component: cytoplasm; nucleus. Bases 111 to 590 code for a protein of 159 amino acids. Gene Ontology annotation, biological process: regulation of cell cycle. NCBI's taxonomy places the organism in Eukaryota, Metazoa, Chordata, Actinopteri, Cypriniformes, Leuciscidae. The transcript is spliced from 4 exons. The record is from RefSeq and is a predicted model, not a curated record.